CUACACUUACUAAUACAGACUGAGAGAGAGAGUGGACUCUUCUUAGAGAAGAUGGGAGGUGUGACUUCUUCAAUGGCGGCGAAGUUGGCGUUUUUUCCACCGAAUCCGCCGUCGUACAAGCUGGUCAGAGAUGAAGCAACGGAGCUUGUUCUCAUGGACCCUUUUCCACAUCGAGAAAAUGUCGACAUUUUGCGGCUGCCCACGCGCCGAGGCACCGAAAUCGUGGCUAUGUACAUCAGAUACCCUAUGGCCGUCACUACUCUUCUCUAUUCACAUGGAAAUGCUGCCGACAUCGGUCAGAUGUAUGAGCUCUUUAUCGAGCUUAGUAUUCAUCUCCGCGUCAAUUUGAUGGGGUAUGACUAUUCAGGGUAUGGCCAAUCAUCAGGGAAGCCCACAGAACAAAACACUUAUGCUGAUAUCGAGGCCGCUUACAAAUGUCUGGAAGAGAAUUAUGGGGCAAAGCAGGAGAACAUUAUCCUAUAUGGUCAAUCUGUCGGUAGUGGUCCAACCGUCGACCUAGCUGCACGUUUGCCUCGACUAAGAGCUUCCAUUCUUCAUAGUCCAAUUCUUUCUGGGCUUAGAGUUAUGUAUCCCGUUAAGAGAACUUAUUGGUUUGACAUAUACAAGAACAUUGACAAAAUUACGCUGGUGAGGUGUCCUGUCCUCGUGAUUCAUGGAACAGCGGAUGAUGUGGUUGACUUCUCACAUGGGAAGCAGCUUUGGGAACUCUGCCAAGAGAAAUAUGAACCGCUAUGGCUCAAAGGUGGAAACCAUUGUGAUCUUGAACUUUUUCCCGAAUACAUUGGCCAUCUCAAGAAGUUUGUGAGCGCUGUGGAGAAAUCUGCAUCGAAAAGAAACAGUUCUUUCUCAAGAAGAAGCAUGGAAGGUUGCGAACAACCUCCUCGGCAUAGUGUAGAUGCCCCAAGGAAAAGCAAGGAUGGACGAGAAAAACCGAGGAAAAGCAUAGACAGGUUAAGGUUUCAGGGAUACAAGUUGAGCCACAUAGAGAAACCAGAGAAGCUGAAGGUUCCAUUUGAGGAAAUGGAGAGGUCGAGGAGAAGCGUGGACAUAUACAGAGACAAGUCUCAGCCGAUGGAGAGAGCACGUAAGAGUGUGGAUUGGUUGGACAGAAGUCGAGCUACCGAAUGAAAAAAUGGGAUUUGAUGUCAAAAGAUUGUAUUUGAGUGUCGUUUAAUUUAUUGGGGUGUGUGUUUGUAUUGUAGUUUGUAUGUCAAGUUAAGAUACAACACAGAAAAUAGAUUUAAACAAAGUCGGUAACUUAUC
Arabidopsis arenosa is the source of this 1284-nucleotide messenger RNA. Lineage: Eukaryota; Viridiplantae; Streptophyta; Magnoliopsida; Brassicales; Brassicaceae. The record is from the annotation of a GenBank genome assembly.